GUCUGGAGUCUCGUUUUAAGAACAAAUCAAGCUACAUGCGAUACAGUUGCGAAAGCAGAAUACGAAGCUACAUGAAAGAGGUUAGUAGUUUUAUUUCAAAUGUUCAUCCUACAGCAAGAGAUGCAUAUAGAAGGAUAAUUGACCUGAUGUCAGAUAAACUGAAAUCUGUGAAAUACAAUGGAUGCUACUUUGACAGAAGAGAGGAGGAGGCAGUCCGCCUGUGCACUACGGAGGGAUGGUUCUCCUGUCAGGGACCUUUUGACAGAGAUGACUGCCUAUGUAAGCAUUCUAUCAACCCCUACAGUAACAGGGAAAGCAGAAUCCUCUUCAGUACAUGGAAUCUCGAUCACAUAAUAGAGAAGAAACGUGCUGUUGUCCCAGAACUGGCAGAAGCUGUCAAAACACGAGAUGGAAGAGAAGUGAACUGGGAAUACUUCUAUCAGCUGCUGUUUACCGUGGAUAACUUAAAACUUGUACAUAUUGCUUGCCAUAAGAAAACCAAUCACAAUCUCAGCUGUGACAAAACUAAAAUUUACAGAAAAAGGAAGCAAAACCACAAGAUUUCAUAG
Molecule: messenger RNA, 569 nt
Organism: Fulmarus glacialis (Northern fulmar)
Lineage: Eukaryota; Metazoa; Chordata; Aves; Procellariiformes; Procellariidae
Gene: DFFB
Product: DNA fragmentation factor, 40kDa, beta polypeptide (caspase-activated DNase)
Exons: 4
Biological process (GO): apoptotic DNA fragmentation
Cellular component (GO): nucleus; cytoplasm
Molecular function (GO): DNA endonuclease activity
Source: RefSeq, a predicted model, not a curated record